AUGGCGGCGGAGAAUCCUACCGUCCAGGUCGUUCACCACCUCGCGGUGACAGCUAUCGCGCGACUCGCUCUCCUCCACGACGAGGCCCACCUCCAACAGACUCCUACAUACCCAAUUCAAGCCGUGCUCCUCGUCCUCGCGAACGCUCUGCCGACAGAUACCGUGGCAGGUCAAGGAGCCCCCGUGGUGGAUUUAGGGGUGGAGACAGCUUCAGAGGCAGUGGUAGACCAGGCUCGCCGCCUCCUCGCACCUUGUCUCCACGUCGCGACGAGUAUCGCGCUCGGGAACCUCACGCCAGGUCGCCUUCGCGCGACGUCGACCGCUACGAGUCACGCUAUGAAGCUCGCCCUGGCAGAGAACGGUCGCCUCUACCUCUGA
This is a messenger RNA of Coniosporium apollinis CBS 100218, 378 nucleotides long. RefSeq lists its product as uncharacterized. The record is from RefSeq and is a predicted model, not a curated record. Lineage: Eukaryota; Fungi; Ascomycota; Dothideomycetes. The transcript has a single exon. Bases 1 to 378 code for a protein of 125 amino acids.